GGCCUGGCUCCCUGGGGGUGUCUGCAUGUGGCUGUGCCGUGGUCCUGAGAAGAGGGGCUUCCUGCUCUCUUCCAAACUCUAGUGGAGGCCCUGAGGGCUCUAACACCCGCCAUGCCCACCUGGGCCAGGCUGGGUGUGCCUCUGUCAUCCUAACCAGGAUGAAAACCUGCUGGACUGGACUGGCAGGGUGGCUAUGCCAGCCCCCAGCAUGGGCACACCUGUUCUGUGUCCCUUCAGGCGGGUGCGGUAAAGCCUGGGCGGGUCCUGGAGCCCAGAAGCAGUGGCACAGAGCAGGAACCUACUGUGAGUGCAGCCUGGGCCUCAGCUGGGAGGCCCUCAUCGCCCUGCUUGUGGUGCUGGCGGGCAUCAGCGCCAGCUGCUUCUGCGUCCUCGUCAUUGUGGCAGUUGGCAUCAUGCGAGCCAAGGGUGAAACAUGCCCCAGACACACGGAUAGCAGGUUGGUGGGGCACUUCGGGGCCCAGGAAGAGUGCAUGGACCUGCACGCAGUGCAUGUGGAGUCCCACGUUAUGGAUCCUGACCUGGAGGUCUCCACGACGCUGCCCCCGGAGGGUCAUGGCCUCAGGACCAUCCCCGUGGUUCAGUGACCCUAGAGGAGCGGUGCCCCCCUCCCACCUGAGUAGGCUGUGGCAGUUGGGAGUUAGUGGGUCUGCACUGUCCUCCCUGCCUCCUCCUAGAGCCCAGGUGGCUGGGCCAUGGGGCAGGGGUACAGUCUAUGCACCUGGGUCAUCUCUAUCUUCCAUGAGGGUGCCCACCCCAGGCACCCACUGUCCACCAUCCAGGGCAGGAGCCACACUUCUGUAUUUCCGCUUCCUCCUGCAUGGCCUCAGCCUAGCUCCUCCCUGCAUCUUCCUGCUGCUUUGUCCUCUGAAGCUGGCAGGGCUCCUGGGCCUGUGCCCAGCCCCACCCCCGUUAAACACCAGGACAGGACCUGCAGCUCUGGCAACUCCAGAGGGAACAGCAUCUGGCAGGAGGACCAGGGCUCGUGCCCCUGCCCCGCCCACACUGUCUCCUUGAGGUUCCAGGAGAGUCCUUGCAGGCAUGACUCUGCCUCCCAUGUGCCACCCACUCCACCCUGCAGCUUAUCCCUGGGCUCGGGUCCCCAUCAUGCGCCCCCACCAAUCACCCACCCCACCAUGAGGGGUGCUGCCAUUGCCAUUCCCAUGUGGGGGCUACUGUAUAUGUGUGCUAGGGUCACUCUGCGGAGCGACAAACGGACCGAGACUGGGGUGAGA
Molecule: messenger RNA, 1253 nt
Organism: Manis javanica (Malayan pangolin)
Lineage: Eukaryota; Metazoa; Chordata; Mammalia; Pholidota; Manidae
Gene: TMEM210
Product: transmembrane protein 210
Source: RefSeq, a predicted model, not a curated record